Molecule: messenger RNA, 1839 nt
Organism: Lodderomyces oxycetoniae
Lineage: Eukaryota; Fungi; Ascomycota; Pichiomycetes; Serinales; Debaryomycetaceae
Exons: 1
Coding region: 1-1839 (612 amino acids)
Source: RefSeq, a predicted model, not a curated record
AUGAACUCUGCCAAUAGUACGAUCUCCAUAGUUAAAAGAUCGGUUAAGUUGGUAGAACCAUUGAUACAAAAUAAAUCUGGAGUCAAAAAAGACCUAGAGAAGACAAAACCUUGUUUGAAACCAGUAUACAUUAAGCGCCAAAAUCGGUUUACAGAUGAGGAGUUGGAGAAAUUCAAGUCUACGCUUCGACUAUUGGACCGUCAACGGUUACAAGAGUUUCUUGGACCUUUGAAUAUUGCAGAUUUGAAAACCUUGGGUAAGCGGGAAACCUAUGAUUGCGAAACGGCUUCUAAAAACUGGCAAGUGAAGAAUUUUCAGAAAAAUUUCCAAUCUCAGCUGAUUGUAUAUGAAGAAACACAAAUAUUCAAAAAACUAAUUAAAUACUUGGUUGAUUUAACGCCGUCCAAUUUGAAACAGGUGAAUAACGAAGUUCGCUUAAACCACAUCAUGGAGAAACAGGUGUUUAAGCAACGACUAAGAGUAGACAAUUUCCAUGAAAUUACACAAUUUCCCGAUCCAAUAACAAAAAAGAACUUUGAAGAAUAUAUUUACAACUUGACUCAUAUAAGGCAUCAUUUUUUAUUGUCCUCGAGUUUGAAGUCGGGGAUUAUCCCAUUAAUCUUGUUAUACACUCACAACUUGGCAAAUGAAAAGUUUGCACCGUACAGGUCAACUACCACAUUCAACCAUUUGAUCAAAUAUUUUGGUAUUGAUAAAAACCAAAAUUUGUUGGCUAGAGAGAUUCUUUUGGUAAUGAGAAAAGACGGUCAUCAUGCAAACCAAGAAACAAUUGACAAUUUGUUAAGAAUGUGCAAAACCCAUUCACACAUAAGGUCGAUUUCAAGUACAUUCUCAGUUGUUUUGAAAUAUCUAAAAUUGAGUGACACCUUGGGGAUAGACGUGACAUUGGACACGUGGACGAGGGUAUACGAUACUAUUAGGAGCCCACAAUUAAAGGAAUAUUUUUUGAAAGUAUUACAAGGCGAACAAAUACCCAUGACUAGGGGUUUAGUGAUGAGGGUACUCGAUGAUUAUAUGGAGACUACAAACGAUACUGAAAAGGUGAUACACUUUAUUGAAAAUGACUUAAAUUUCAAGAAUUGGAGGUGCGAUAACAAAGUAGUUCACAAGAUAGUGGAACAUAGAUGUCGUCAUGGUUAUAUUCCAGAGAUUGGCAAUAAUGAUGACUAUUCGUUGCUUUCAUUGUUGUAUGGAUUGGCUAAAAACAAGUCAUUGACUUUUAAGUCGAAAUUGAUGUUUGAGAAGUAUUGCAAGUUCACAGAGACGCACUGCCCGCAGCUAAUUAACAUUUACAAAGUCAUAAUCCGGCAACUCAUUGAUGAUUUUAGGGACUUGCGCAAUAUACCUUUGGUGAAUUUUCUUAUACGGGGACUUGUCCACGACGCAACUCAAAGUAUCGGGCUUCCCGUUGAAUAUUAUCAAUAUGAUAGCAGUGCCAAAACGAUUCCUGAAAAUUACAAAAUGAUUUCAAAUAUAGUCAAAUCCAGACUAUUCAAUUUUCAAGCUUUGAUAGAUGUCAUUAAUUCGAAAAAAGUGAUUGAAAUACGAGAACCAUGGACAUUGUUGCUGGAUAACGAGAUCGUCCAAUGGGAGAAGUUGAAGAAAUCCAAUAACAAAUGGGAUGGGUUUAUUGAAGAACAAACUAAAUAUUUACCUAAACAAGAGUUGGAGUUGGCUGCGGACAAGAUAAGAACCCGAGCUCGCAAAACGAGGCAAAAGAAUCAAAUUGAAAGAUUAAGCAUGAGCGAUGGCGCAUAUUUGAGAAAAGUGAUGCUUGAACGAGGGUUGAUAAAGGAGACAAAUGAAUUGUUCUAUUGA